Messenger RNA from Aspergillus candidus, 867 nucleotides. RefSeq lists its product as uncharacterized. Lineage: Eukaryota; Fungi; Ascomycota; Eurotiomycetes; Eurotiales; Aspergillaceae. The transcript has a single exon. The coding region runs from base 185 to 736 and encodes 183 amino acids. The record is from RefSeq and is a predicted model, not a curated record.
CAUGUCCUGGUCUCGAAGGGGUACUCGCGCGGUCGCGUCGCGGUAAAUCGCUAGAAGGCAGGUAUGGAAUGCACGACAUUCUCCACGGAGCCCUGUCAAGAAUGAGUAUCGCCCUUCGACUGGCCAGGAUGUCCGCGACUUAAGACAUGUGCCCCCGCAACCAACGACCAGUGGAUAAGCAGAAAUGCGAUCGGGUCGUCAUGGGCGGUUCCCAUUGCCAGGCGUGACACAAGUAGCGAGCUCACCGCGAGCUCGGCGAACGAAUAACUGGGGUGCGGGGAAACAACAACAGCAACUGCUGGGAACAUCGAUCAGGGCGAGUCCCCCCAACAUGCUGAACAAUGGUAAAUCUGGUCUGCAGUCUCUGGCUGGCCAGUCGGAUGGGAUUUGUAUUCCGGCUUCCUGGCAAACCCACGUCAUGCUGUCGAGGCAAGGACAACCGCUUGAAUUGUAUUCGAAAUUUCCAUCUGUCUUAGAACUAGGGGGGUUGAGUCAUCACGUAAGGCCGGUCGGUCUCUCGAUCUGGUGUCAGAUUAUAGCUGACUGUCGGCCAAACAGUCCUAGCUCCUACAAAUUCCAGAAUUCCAUACGCGCCCCAUAUAUUAUUCUCGAGUCUAUACCAUCCCUCGCAAAAAUCUUCCACAAGAAUAAGCAGUAUCGAAAUGCCUCUGGUUUACUAUCAGUGGGUGACGAGGCAGCCGUGAUCGACACGGCAUGGGAUGUUCAUGAUAGAUGACAUCAUCGACCCUUGCAGUCGCAGGCUUCGGGUGGAGACGGACACCCAACCUGCAGCCAUGCCCAUCCGCCAACUCCGACAGCCUAUAAUUGGAAUUUUUCUGCCUAUUUCCUGGUUCUUACUAGAUAUCU